AUGUGGGAAAGGUGGGUGACCGAGUAAAAGGCUUUGCCACUAGGGUCAUGUAAUGGUUUAGUAUUUGUAUACGCCCUCGUUAACGUCUCCCUGAAAAGCUCGAGGCCGUUUCUCUGGAAGCCCCCACCAUCGUCUCCUCUCUCUCUCUCUCUCUCUCUCUAAAAUCAUCAACCAGGCAUUGCAUUCAGGCUUGUCCUUGCGCUAUAGAUCUUGUCAUCUUCAAAAUGGAAAAUGGGCAAAAUAUGAAUGCUUUGAGAAUGCAAGAUGGUUUUAUUACGAAUCCUUUUGAUCAAAGAGCCUUCUCAAAAAGUGAUGCUGACCUAAUGGUCCGUCGCUUGAAGAACCGAGAACGACAACGUAGAUACAGGGCAAGAAAACGUCUCGAGGCAGAUGCAAAAAGAUCUUGUAUUGUAAAUCAAUCAACAGCACUGCAAGCAGAAAUGGGACAGAGUGGAAUGCUUAACAAUCGCAUUACCCGAGUUCAUUGUGUACGAAAUUGGAAGAAAGAUGCUAGAAGGGCUCAUGCGUCUAAGAAACAUGAAGGAGCAUCUAGGGGCCCUCUCAUCAUACCUGCCCUGACCUUAGCCAGUGAAAGCCUGACACCCUGUUUGCCCUCGGGAACUCUGACAGACCCAACUUUAGAAUGUAGAGUUCAUUCUGAAAGUUCUCCUAGCCUGGUCAAUUGUGAAACAGAUAGAGUUACACUUAGCCGAAGAGACUGGAAAGCAGAUGCAAGAAAGAAGAAAAACUGAAGUAGUUAAUAUCUAGUUGUUUUAGUAGGGGUUGCUGAUAUUCAAUGAGGACACAGCAGACAAUUCGAACCGUGGGACAUCUUGAAAUGUCACAAUUUUCAUUUGCUCUAUGACUAUUUUAGCCUUUCAGUUGUGGAUGCCAAUUAGUCUUCAAAGAAUAUGGCCAUCACUUGCUGGAUCGGUUGGAGGAAGAGUUACAAGUCAAAAGACAGUCUCAGCCUUGAAAUUGACUUGAAUUUUCUGGUCAGGUUAGUGGUUAAGACUAGUACACGUAGGAUAUGGGACCAGUUGAAAGUGCUAGUUGAAACUUGUUAAAAAUCAAUUCGUCUGUGUUACACGUUCCACUUUCCACUUUCCAAUUCACACUUGGCUGCCCUUGUAUGUGUAUAGUAUCAAAAUAUCAAGUUGUAUGUUUAUUAUAUUUAUCUUUUUUUUUAUCAUCACGUCGUUUUGUAAUGUUGAAUCCUUAACUUUCUAUUUUACCUUUUACUUUCCUAUAAAUAUGAUCUUAGCCAAAA
Molecule: messenger RNA, 1270 nt
Organism: Malania oleifera
Lineage: Eukaryota; Viridiplantae; Streptophyta; Magnoliopsida; Santalales; Ximeniaceae
Exons: 2
Coding region: 225-752 (175 amino acids)
Source: RefSeq, a predicted model, not a curated record